Melampsora larici-populina 98AG31 is the source of this 1176-nucleotide messenger RNA. RefSeq lists its product as uncharacterized. The transcript has a single exon. The record is from RefSeq and is a predicted model, not a curated record. Gene Ontology annotation, cellular component: mitochondrion. Gene Ontology annotation, molecular function: nucleic acid binding. Bases 472 to 1176 code for a protein of 234 amino acids. Lineage: Eukaryota; Fungi; Basidiomycota; Pucciniomycetes; Pucciniales; Melampsoraceae.
AUAUCCCAAAAGCAACCUCAACCUCAACCUGAACCUCAAUCAAAUCAUCAUCUCAUAUUUCAAAAUCAACUUCUAAAAGCUGGCAUCCAAGCACUCGCCCAAAAAACACACACAGACAGACUGGAGAAGAUCCAAGAAUUUCUUACAACAAACUUCAAGAUUGGUUUCACAAAACCUUCCGGUCUAUCUCCUCACCACCCAAAAAGCUAAGUAGCUGUGGGCGAUCGGAAUCGAACCGAUAUUUUCACGGGGUUGUAACCGCUUGAGGCAGGUGAUACCACAACGAGAUUUCCUAACCAUUAGAAGACGCCCACCUUGUUUGAACGAACGCGUUGUGAGAUUUUGAAUAAUUGAUUUCAGACGCGCCAGCCAAGAUACAUGGGUUAACCGUUACAAUACAGGUGUAAAAACAAGUUAUAGUUUUAAAUUCGAUUGCCAAACUUUAUAUCAAAAACAAGAAACAAGAAAAGAAUGACACCCAAACUUUCAUCGAUCAAGUUCAACUUCCUUCAACAAAAACAAACCAUCUUCCGACGAUACCUUCAUAACAAGCAACCCAAACCACCCACAGUAUUACCACAUCUUAGAACCUCAAUAGGUAGACAAUACGAAGAACAUGUGAUCAAGUUCAUGACUCAACAUUUUCAAGGAAUCCAAGAAAUCUAUCAUACUGGAUUAAAAUCAUCAAAUGAUGAAGGUAUCGAUAUUAAAUCAAAUUGGUCUUUACCAUCUAUUACUAAACCGAAAAGAACUUUAAGAAUUAUAGCUCAGUGUAAAGAUUCAUUAGGAGAAUUAAGGUUUAUAAGAGAAUUAGAAUCGAAUUUGAUCUUACCUAAUAAAAGUAAAAAAGAUUUGAAUGAUCGAUUGAUCGGAAUCCUUUUUACUUCUCGUGGGUUUACUUUACCUGCUUUAAGAAGAUCUCAAGCUUCUAGUUUACCGAUCUUACUUAUCCAUCUUUUAUCUCCUAGACUUCAUCCUACUACUACUACUGUUAAUGAAGAUGUAGAUCAAUUUGUUUGGUUAGGUGCUUAUCCUAAUCAAGUUGCUAGUCAAUUACUCAAACCUUUGAAAUUCGUUUAUGGUUAUUCUUUUGAUCAAUCGAAUACGAAUGAUCAAAGUUUCGAAAAGAAACCUGUGCUUUGGAAUUCAAUUCAAGAAAGUCCUUGUAAAGUUUAA